Molecule: messenger RNA, 3089 nt
Organism: Stegastes partitus (bicolor damselfish)
Lineage: Eukaryota; Metazoa; Chordata; Actinopteri; Pomacentridae
Gene: mylipa
Product: myosin regulatory light chain interacting protein a
Exons: 7
Coding region: 137-1582 (481 amino acids)
Biological process (GO): ubiquitin-dependent protein catabolic process
Cellular component (GO): cytoskeleton
Molecular function (GO): ubiquitin-protein transferase activity
Source: RefSeq, a predicted model, not a curated record
CGCCACACGGAGUGAAAGGAGGAUAAGAAAGUGAUGAAGGCUUGAGUGUGUUUUUUUGUUUUUCUCCCAGGAAGGCUCGAGAACUGUUUUUGGUUGUAUUUACAGAGUGGCACACCAAAGAUUCACAGCAGCCAAAAUGCUUUGCCACGUUACCCGUCCAGAUUCGGUGGUGAUGGAAGUGGAAGUUGAUGCGAAGGCGAACGGUGAAGACUGUCUCAAUAAGGUUUGCAGAAAGUUGGGUGUAAUUGAAGUGGACUACUUUGGGCUGCAGUUCACAGGCAGCAAAGGCGAGAACCUGUGGCUGAAUCUGAGGAAUCGCAUCUGCCAGCAGAUGGAUAAUGUGACGCCCUGUCGGCUGAGGCUGCGGGUCAAGUUCUUUGUGGAGCCCCAUCUCAUUCUGCAGGAACAGACGAGACACAUCUUCUUCAUGCACGUGAAGGAGGACCUCCACAACGGUCACCUGCGUAUGGGCUCGGAGCAAGCAGAGGAGCUGAGUGCACUCCUGGCACAGGCAGAGUUUGGUGACUACAACCAAAACACAGCCCAGUACUGGUAUUCAGAGCUGUGUGGAGAGGAGCCCAGCACUGCCACGAUCAACAGCAUCAUUUCCAGGCACAAAGCUCUGGAUGGUAUGAGCCAGGGCUCAGUGGAGUAUCAGGCGCUGCAGCUGGUCUCCUCUCUGGAGCACUACGGCGUGGAGUGGCACUGGGCCCGCGAUGCAGGCGGUCAGCGCUUGGCCAUCGGAGUCGGCCCUGAGGGCAUCGCCAUUUGCAAGGAGGACUUCAGCUUAGUAAACAGGAUAAGCUACCCCAUCAUCCAGAUUGCCACCCAGUCGGGGAAGAGUGUCUACCUGACAGUCACCAAGGACACAAAUGAUAGCGUGGUUCUUUUGUUCAAGCUAAUCAGUAACCGAGCAGCCAACGGGCUGUACCGGGCCAUCACAGAGACCCACGCUUUCUACAGGUGCGACACAGUUACCAACGCAGUGAUGAUGCAGUACAGCAGAGACUUUAAAGGCCACCUAGCUUCACUCUUCCUCAACGAAAACAUCAACCUGGGCAAGAAAUACGUUUUCGACAUCCGACGCACCUCCAAGGAAGUGUACGACCACGCUCGCCGCGCGCUCUACAACUCCGGCGUCGUGGACCUGGUGUCCCGCUCGGAAAGCGGCGAGCGCUCCUCUCCUUCACGCUCCCCAAGCAGGGACGAGCAGCAGGACGAGGGGCUGGACUGUGGCAGCUGCCAGCAGAGCCGGGCCCUGCAGGAGCGGCUGCAGAAGCUCAGGGAGGCUCUGUUGUGCAUGCUGUGCUGCGAGGAGGAGAUAGAUGCUGCGUUCUGCCCAUGCGGCCAUAUGGUGUGCUGCCAGACCUGCGCGAGUCAGCUUCAGCUGUGUCCCGUGUGUCGGUCCGAGGUGGAACACGUGCAGCACGUCUACCUGCCGACCUGCACCAGCCUGCUGAGCCUGACGCUGACCAGCAACCACCAGCACCGCAGCAGCAUUCCUGCACCCAUCCACAGAGACAUGGCGUCUCCUCACACCUGCUCCACCACCGAGUAUGAACACAAGCUCUACCACACAUAAAGACGGCUCCAGUCAACCUACCAAACUCCACUAUGAACACUUUGAAGCUAUACCAGCCAGAUUUCAUGCGUUUUUCCUGCCUGGACUUCACCAACUACCAAACAUAUAGAAACUCCUGAGCAUAAUCAAAGACCGGCACACUCAGCUUUGGUGUGUUUUUAUUGUUAUUUCACUUUUGGACUGUCAGUUUGUCUGAUUUGGUUUCUUAGUGUUGUUGUUGUUGGUUUGUGUAUCAUUCUGUCCAAGUCGUCUUUGUUUUAAACACCCACCACAUCGUGAUUUUUAGAUUAGGCUCUUAUUGUCCUUGUUAAUUAAGUUAUUGCAUCAGUUGAUCUGAUACAGAAUUUUGCUUUUGAGCUUCUUUUUUUUUUUGGUUGUUUGCUCCAUAUCAGGCUCCUAGCCCCAGAACCCGAUCCAUAUGACGAACCUAUGUGUUUUAGAAUAGCUGAACACUGUGCAUAUUGAUUGAGUCUUUUUUUGUUUUUUUUUUCAUUUUUAAAACUUUUUAAAAGUUGUGUUUUGAUUUGAGAACUGAAUUUCAUGGUGUAAUGGAGUGAAAUGCAUUAUUUUUUUUAAUAUUAUAUUGUUUUUCAUGUUCCAUGUUUUCCAUGCCAAUGAUGGGGUGUUCAGAGGCUAAGCAGUCCUGCUCCUCGAUGUACUAAUUGGACUCAAAAGGAAGACUACCAUGGUCUUAUUCUGAUCUCGGAGUCAAACUAGAGUCUUGGGGGGUCUUUUAGUCCAUCUGAACUGUAUCUCGCUGACACUCCUUCAACCUCUCACCUCAAAACAAGGUCUUGAUGAUUAACUGCCAUUUCCAAAACAACAGGCCUGGUUUCAUAGACUGCUCCGCUCUCACACGUUCAUCUCCAUCCAAACAGAAAAGCAGAUAUUAAGAGGACUAAAAGACUCCUAGUAAACAAAGAACCACAAUUCUCUGCAAAAAUAGGAAUCUGUCCAACAGCAGCUGCUUCCUCUGAAAACCCCAGCUAUAAAUUUCUUCUCUGGGGUGUACUAGUGAGCUCUUUUUGAUAUUUUAAAGGGUACUAGGAGAUCUGUACGUGCAAUACUUGCUUGCUUUUGUUUUUUUUUGGGUUUUUUUUGCCAAGCUUUUUGUUUUUUUAUUUAAUUUCAAAGACUGUAUUUAAAUUUUUAAAAACAGCGAUAUUGUCACUUUACCAAGGAAGUUUUCCACAUGUCUGUAGGGGGUUUUGGCCUUAAUGUAGCAGCAACACGUGUUUAUUAUUAUUACAAACUUUCCACAGACUUUUUUUUUUUCCUGUUAAGAAAAGGAAAACAUUGUUUGUUUAAUGCUGACACAGUUAUGCUCAGUCACUGCAGGGGAAGGACUUUUAAUUUUCACAUCGUACAAGUAGCGAUUUGUUUCUGUUUUCUGAAGCAAAUGCCACUAUGCUCUGUAAAAUAACUCUUAGAAUUAAAUCCUUUUUAUAUAUAUAUUCUGCUUUUAACAGAAGAGAAAGUAUUAAUAAAGUUGUUUUUUUUAAAAACA